GAAUGAUUAAGUUGUCUGAGUGACAACAAUGGAAACGAUGUUGUUAUUCAGAAGGAAUUGAUGACGAGAGCGGGUGGUCAUAGAGGAAUACUUCCAAAGAGAGGGAAAAAGGAGCAACUGUUGAAACCUGGAAAUAUAGAUACCAAGCAAAGGAAAAAGAUUGAAAAUAUUUACCUAUGGAUAUGUAGACGACGUCGAAAGCUGUUUUCCACUUUAUUUUCAGAAAAACGUGUACAAAGAAGAAACUUGGCCGUGGCCACUUGGGAUGCAGAGAGACUUGAGGCGAUGGUAAAAGUUCCCAAGGGGAAAAUAUUUCAGACGUUGGGUUAUUUUGAGUCUUCCAAACAAUAUUUGGAUCCUUUGGAAGUGUUGUUCUUGGUGGAUAUAGGAAUACUUCAAUUACAAGUCGGUGAAACAACAGCUUCUGUGCAAUUAGCAUAUCAAUUGGCUGUAGAAGCCGGAGUCGAUUGGAAUGCUUUUCUGGUGUAUGCACAUCUUAGGAGACUAGGGUUUAUCGUUCGAAAAUCGUAUCGAAAUGAAUUGCAACUUCCCUAUUCUGUUAAUUUUGAUGUCUGGAAACCAGGUACUUGGAAACGAAGGAUCGUGAGAAACCCAUACUUUUAUUGUAUUGUUUGUUCCUUUUUGGAUCGUCCUUUGAUAUGGGAGCAGGUCCAAAUGGUUUGUAGGCGUUUAUCUCCGAUCGGUGUUCGGCUGGCUACAGUGGAACGUUCCGCUGUUACUUUUUUUGAUUGUUCUGACGGCUCUUUAUGGAGUAAGGUUGAAGAAAUAUAGUUGUAUAUUAUAAACACGCGAUAACAUUU
Molecule: messenger RNA, 821 nt
Organism: Galdieria sulphuraria
Lineage: Eukaryota; Rhodophyta; Bangiophyceae; Galdieriales; Galdieriaceae
Product: tRNA-splicing endonuclease subunit Sen54 isoform 2
Exons: 8
Coding region: 61-792 (243 amino acids)
Biological process (GO): tRNA-type intron splice site recognition and cleavage
Cellular component (GO): tRNA-intron endonuclease complex
Source: RefSeq, a predicted model, not a curated record